Molecule: messenger RNA, 2127 nt
Organism: Peromyscus maniculatus bairdii (prairie deer mouse)
Lineage: Eukaryota; Metazoa; Chordata; Mammalia; Rodentia; Cricetidae
Gene: Dynlt3
Product: dynein light chain Tctex-type 3
Biological process (GO): microtubule-based movement
Cellular component (GO): cytoplasm; cytoplasmic dynein complex
Molecular function (GO): dynein intermediate chain binding
Source: RefSeq, a predicted model, not a curated record
GCCUACGUAAACAAAAGCCCUGGGCCAGAAGGAGAGGCGGGGCCUCCCCGGAGGCCAGUGCGUGGUUGCGGAGUCCGACCGUCGCUUUGCUCCGCCCCCUGGGACUGCCAAAGCCACCAUGGAGGAGUACCAAAGGCCCUGCGACGAGAUUGCCUUCAAUGCUGAUGAAGCCCAAAAUAUAGUCAAAGAGUGUGUUGAUGGAGUUUUAGGAGGUGAGGACUACAAUCAAGACAACAUCAACCAGUGGACUGCAAGCAUCGUGGAGCAAUCCCUUGCACAUUUGGUUAAGCUUGGCAAAGCUUAUAAGUACAUUGUGACCUGUGCUGUGGUCCAGAGGAGUGCAUAUGGAUUUCACACAGCCAGCUCAUGUUUUUGGGAUACUACAUCUGAUGGAACCUGUACUGUGAGAUGGGAGAAUCGUACCAUGAACUGCAUCGUUAAUGUUUUUGCGAUUGCAAUUGUCCUGUAACCCACUAAACAUUUUGGUUAAAGCCAUUUAACCUAAGUUUGUUGAGUGCAUCCUUUCUAAAAAGAGUAAUAAUUACCUAUUAAUGUGCUAGAUGGCAAGUGUGCAAUAUGCUUCAAAGCUAUCAACAAAAAAUGAAUAUUGUAAGCAAAAGUCUAAUAAAUAAGAACUUGGUAGGUUAUCUCAUAUUCUAUACAGCUUCAUUUAAAGACACAAAUGUUAGCCAAAAAACAAUGCACAAAUAUUGACUGACAUAAAAAUAGAAUAUUAUAUUUAUACAAGCCUUUCACUAGCAUUAUGCACCCACAGAGAUGGGAAAAUCUAUUCAGAUAUUGACAUUAUCUUUAAACUAGAAAACAUAACAGGGAUAAAUAUGUGAUCAGUGCAGAGAAAAUUAUAUGAAUUAGCUAAUACUUUUCUUAUUUAUUUUAAUUUCUCCCCUUCAUUGAAUUAUAUAUAAUAGUUCUUGGAAAGUAAUUUUGACACCCCCCACACCCUCAUCUAAUGUUAUAGGUAGCAGCUAUAACCAACCUGUUUCAUUUUCCUGAGAACUGGCAAAUCCAUGUUUUUAAAUGUCAAUUUCUUGCAUUUAUACUUGAGGUAGAAUUAAAUGAUAACCAGAUUUCCUGGUUAAGCAAAAUUAGUUAAGUCCAUAAUCAAGAGUAUAUGACUCAGACAACUGCCUUACAAUCCACUCAUUAUCUACUGAAUGACUGUUCUGCAUCUCUCUCUGCCAGGCAUGGCAGCUCUCCACAUGGUGUUCAGGUGUUAAGUUUCUUUGGUAGCUGUUCAGUUGGAAAUCUGGUAUUUCUGAGGAAGGGCCAAAAAGAAAGGAAAGAGUCUGGACCUCCAUGGAGAACUAAGCAAAAGGAACACACUAAUUGGUGACAGAAUUAUAGAUACAGUUUUUCUAAGGGUUGCUUCUGACCAAGUAAAAUACAUAAAAUAUGCAACUCUUACUUAAAGGCCUUAUUAGUAGUCUUAGCUAUACAAGUAAUAAAUUUUAUCAUUGCAUUAGUUACAGCUAUGUGUGCAUAAUUUAAAAUGCUUACGUGGCGUUAGGACUGAGUGGAAUAGGAUAUACAUUAAAAGUGAACAAUCAUUAGCAGGUUAUCUAAUAUCUCAGGGCUUAUGAAAUAUAGUUAAAUUUAUUAAGAAUAUCAAUGAUAAAACCUAGGAUACACAGCUGGCCACCCAAUGCAAAGUCAGUCUGCCAUUUAACCUUGAAAAUGAAAUCAAUUUUACAUGUCACCACUGACACCCAAUCCAUGUAAGGACUGAAAUCACGAUUCAUUAAAUUUGGGGGUAAAGGAAAGCUCAGUAUUAAUGGUGACAAUAUUAUGACAGAUUCUUGUAGGAGUACUACUCGCAUUGUUGGCAUUUUGCCGAAGAACUGUAAUGACAAGAAUGCAAAGAGAGGGUUUAAUGCAGUGAUCUGUGAUUUCGGCACAUCAGAAAUUCUUUGUCAUUACCUUUAUGUACUUUAUGCUGCUGGCUCUUGUACCUCUGGAGAUUAUAAUAGUGACCAAACUAUCUGUGCAGUUAAGGCUUAUUUUUGAUGAUUGUUGUUGAAGCCUCAUUUUAAAAUAAAUCAUACCUCAUGAGCUUGCUAUCUGCUGUUUCUGGUUCAAAUAUAAUAAAGACUAUCUUACUGUGCUGUA